Messenger RNA from Cariama cristata (Red-legged seriema), 3553 nucleotides. RefSeq names its product ryanodine receptor 3 (gene RYR3). NCBI's taxonomy places the organism in Eukaryota, Metazoa, Chordata, Aves, Cariamiformes, Cariamidae. The transcript is spliced from 24 exons. Gene Ontology annotation, biological process: transmembrane transport; calcium ion transport; intracellular calcium ion homeostasis. The annotation marks the transcript as partial. Gene Ontology annotation, molecular function: ryanodine-sensitive calcium-release channel activity. The record is from RefSeq and is a predicted model, not a curated record. Gene Ontology annotation, cellular component: sarcolemma; sarcoplasmic reticulum membrane; smooth endoplasmic reticulum.
UGUUCUUGACUUGAAUGCAUUUGAGAGACAAAAUAAAGCAGAAGGCCUGGGAAUGGUUACUGAAGAAGGAACUCUCAUCGUUCGUGAGCGUGGUAUGUUUGGGUUUACAGUUUUCAAUAUUAUUGUUGCAAAAAUGUGUUGCAAAUACAGAGAGAAAUCUUUCAUUGCAUCUUCCCGGAUAUCUUUAGGUUUAGCUUUAUCGUCUGCAGCAGGUGAAAAAGUGUUGCAGCAUGAUGAAUUUACUCGAGAUCUAUUUAGAUUUUUACAACUGCUCUGUGAAGGGCAUAACAAUGAUUUUCAGAAUUACCUGCGUACUCAGAUGGGCAACACCACAACAGUGAAUAUUAUCAUUAGUACAGUUGACUAUCUCUUGCGUCUUCAGGAAUCAAUCAGUGACUUCUAUUGGUACUAUUCAGGAAAGGAUGUCAUCGAUGAAUCAGGACAACGUAACUUCUCUAAAGCUUUGGCUGUCACCAAACAAAUAUUCAAUUCCCUUACAGAAUAUAUCCAGGGCCCUUGCAUCGGUAAUCAACAGAGUCUGGCUCAUAGUAGGCUGUGGGAUGCAGUUGUUGGCUUUCUUCAUGUCUUUGCCAAUAUGCAGAUGAAACUUUCACAGGACUCUGCUCAGAUUGAAUUGCUUAAAGAACUGCUAGAUCUGCUAAAGGAUAUGGUAGUGAUGCUCUUGUCACUGCUUGAAGGUAACGUUGUAAAUGGAACUAUUGGAAAACAAAUGGUAGACACGCUUGUAGAAUCAUCUAGCAAUGUAGAAAUGAUUUUGAAGUUCUUUGACAUGUUCCUCAAGUUAAAAGAUCUGACUAACUCAGAGGCUUUCAAAGAGCAUGACCCAGAUGAAGCUGAUGAAAAUGAUAUGUUUAACUAUGUUGAUUUUGUGGAAAGAUUCCAUGAACCAGCGAAAGACAUUGGAUUUAAUGUAGCAGUAUUGCUAACAAACCUUUCAGAGCACAUGCCUAAUGAUUCACGCCUUCAGAGCUUACUUGAACCUGCAGAAAGUGUUCUUAAUUACUUUGAACCAUACCUUGGCCGUAUUGAAAUAAUGGGUGGAGCCAAGAAAAUAGAAAGAGUUUACUUUGAAAUCAGUGAAUCCAGUAGAAUGCAGUGGGAAAAACCACAGGUGAAGGAAUCCAAAAGACAGUUCAUAUUUGAUGUUGUAAAUGAAGGUGGAGAGCAAGAAAAAAUGGAACUUUUUGUGAAUUUCUGUGAAGACACAAUCUUUGAAAUGCAGUUAGCAUCCCAGAUCUCUGAAACCGAUUCAUCUGAGAGACCUGAGGAAGAGGAAGAGGCAGAACCUUGUUAUGUAGUGGAUAUUGGAGAUGAUGAUGAAGAGAAGUCCCUGGAAUCUGCUUCAGCUUUUGCAAUGGCCUGUGUUGCAGUGAAGAAGAAUGUUGCCAACUUUUUAAAAAUGGUUACUGUGAAGAACUUAAGGAAACAAUACAGGAAAGUUAGAAAGAUGACAGUAAAAGAGAUGGUGAAAGUGUUUUUCUCCUUUUUCUGGAUCCUAUUUGUAGGGAUGUUCCAACUGUUCUUUACUGUAGUGUGGGGAAUUUUCCAGAUUCUUUGGAGCACUGUAUUUGGGGGUGGCCUGGUUGAAGGAGCCAAAAACAUUAAAGUUACUAAAAUACUAGGGGACAUGCCUGACCCAACACAGUUUGGAAUCCAUGAUGAUGUUAUGGAAGCAGAAAAAGCUGAAAGUGCUGAGCAUGGCAUCAGAGCUGAACUUGUGCAGUUUGUGAAGGGUGAAAAGGGAGAAACUGACAUAAUCUCAGAAAUUUUUGGCAUUCAUACAAAGAAAGAAGGAGGCUCAAAACAUGGUCACGAUGCUGGACUUGGAGAUAUUGCAGAAAUCCUUGGUACUGAUAUCCAGUCAUCUUUGGAAAACACAGUUCAUAAGAAAAAAGGAUUACAGAUAUCUGAAAUUGCAAAAGAAGCUGAAACAGAAAGAAAAGUAGGAGCUGAGAAGGCUGACAUGGAAGAUGGUGAGAAACAAGAUAAAGCAAAGGAAGUGCAAUCUGAGCAGCAAGAAGAGGGAAAAAUGAAGAAAAAGAAGCGAAGGCAUGGACAAAAAAUUGAGAAACCAGAGGCUGUUAUGGCUAACUUUUUCAAAGCUUUGGAAAUUUAUCAAACAAAAAUGCUUCACUACUUGGCAAGAAAUUUUUAUAACUUGAGGUUUCUUGCUCUAUUUGUUGCAUUUGCCAUCAACUUUAUCCUUCUAUUUUACAAGGUGACAGAAGAGCCACUUGAUGAAGUAGAGGAAGACUCUAAUCUCUGGAACUCUUUUGAUGAAGAGGAAGAGGAGGAGGGCAUGGUGUUUUUUGUUUUAGAAGAAAGUACAGGUUACAUGGCACCUGCUCUCAGAGCACUGGCAGUUAUUCAUACUAUCAUCUCCUUUGUCUGUGUGAUUGGAUACUAUUGCUUAAAGGUCCCUCUGGUUGUAUUCAAGAGAGAAAAGGAGGUAGCUAGGAAGCUGGAAUUUGACGGACUAUACAUAACUGAACAGCCAUCUGAAGAUGAUAUUAAAGGACAAUGGGAUCGCCUGGUUAUAAAUACUCCGUCCUUUCCUAACAAUUACUGGGACAAAUUUGUAAAACGGAAGGUUAUUAACAAGUACGGAGACUUAUAUGGAGCAGAGCGAAUAGCAGAACUUUUGGGUUUGGAGAAAAGUGCCCUUGAUUUUAGUCCAGUGGAAGAGAGUGAACCAGAAGAGGCAUCUCUUGUAUCAUGGUUAAGCUCCAUUGAUACUAAGUACCACGUUUGGAAGCUCGGAGUUGUUUUCACUGAUAAUUCGUUUUUAUACUUAGCUUGGUACACAACUAUGUCUAUCCUUGGGCACUACAACAACUUCUUCUUUGCUGCUCAUCUGCUGGAUAUUGCUAUGGGUUUCAAGACAUUGCGAACCAUUUUGUCUUCAGUCACUCACAAUGGCAAACAGCUGGUGCUUACUGUAGGACUCCUCGCUGUAGUAGUGUAUCUUUACACUGUUGUGGCAUUCAACUUCUUCCGCAAAUUCUACAACAAAAGUGAAGAUGAAGAUGAACCAGACAUGAAAUGUGAUGACAUGAUGACGUGUUACCUGUUCCACAUGUAUGUGGGUGUAAGAGCUGGUGGUGGCAUUGGAGACGAAAUUGAGGAUCCUGCUGGAGACCCUUAUGAAAUGUAUCGAAUUGUCUUUGACAUCACAUUUUUCUUCUUUGUCAUUGUUAUUCUACUGGCCAUUAUUCAAGGUCUGAUUAUUGACGCUUUUGGUGAAUUAAGAGACCAGCAAGAACAAGUGAGAGAAGAUAUGGAGACCAAAUGUUUUAUUUGUGGAAUCGGCAAUGACUAUUUUGACACAACCCCACACGGCUUUGAAACACACACUUUGCAAGAACACAACUUGGCAAACUAUCUGUUCUUUUUAAUGUAUCUCAUUAACAAGGAUGAAACUGAGCAUACUGGCCAGGAGUCAUUUGUGUGGAAGAUGUACCAAGAAAGAUGUUGGGAUUUUUUCCCAGCAGGGGACUGCUUCCGGAAACAGUAUGAGGAUCAACUUGGCUAA